AUGGCCCUUUUCCUCGAGCCAAAGAAUUUUCGACCUCCCCCGAGUGUUGCACGAGAAAGACGCGAGGAGCCUCGUCAUGGCGAUCUGCUGAAAAGUCUGACGGUGGAUCUCAUUACCACCUACCAGCAGUGCUCCACGGACUUUGUGUACAGUGACAACACGGCCCCCAAACGCGUUCUGACGAAGCUUUCAAAAGGCGUUUACAAUGACAACUUUGACAACGCUGAACACGACUACAUUUGCAGAGUCGGGGACAAAAUCGUGAACCCCGACGGCCAUGCCUACGAAAUCCUUGAGCGGUUGGGACAUGGCACUUUCGGCCAGGUCUUGAAGACUCAUCAUUCGACUUCAAACAGUCAUGUGGCUUUAAAGAUCAUCAAGAACAAACCAGCCUACUUCCAUCAAGCGCUAGUGGAAGUCCGCAUUCUGCAGAUGCUGAAUCAGGAGUUUGACCCUGAUGACGACAAGCGGAUUGUGAGGAUGCUGGACUUCUUUGUUUACAGAAAGCACUUGUGCAUUGCUUUCGAACUGCUCAGCGUGAACCUCUAUGAGGUGCUGAAACAGAAUUCAUUCCGUGGUGUGUCCAUGGCUUUGAUCCGCGUGCUCACAGAUCAGCUUCUCAAGGCCUUACGUUGCUUGCGGGACGCUUCCGUCAUCCACUGCGAUUUAAAGCCUGAGAACGUGCUUCUCAGCAACAUCCACCACACUCGGAUCAAGCUGAUCGACUUUGGAUCUGCUUGCUUCGAGAGCCACACGGUGUAUCCAUACAUCCAGUCCCGCUUCUACAGAUCACCUGAGGUUCUACUUGGAGUGCCCUACACCAGUGCCAUUGACAUGUGGAGCCUCGGCUGCAUUUGUGCGGAGCUUUUCCUGGGCCUGCCGGUUUUCCCUGGGCACAGCGAAUACAACCAGGUCUGCAGAAUCGUGGAGGUGCUUCGCUUGCCUCCCUCGAGCCUUCUUGAUGCUGGGCGCAACACUCGGAGAUACUUCCGGAAGGAAGCCGUGGCGCCCCAGGUGGACAAGGAGGACGGAGCUGAAGGUGCCAGCAGCGAAGACCACUCUCAGGCACAGGAUCCGCGUGAGGGGGAGGCGCAGUCCAGCUCGCAAGGCGGUUUGGCUGACGAAGAUGCGAAGCGCGCACACGAAGAUCCCAACGAGCUGCCAAAGUCCAAAAGCCCGGAGCAAAAAGCCAUGAGCCCCAAGGGCGAAGACUCUUUCUGCGUGGUCUCUGGUGCUGGAGGGGAUGGUAGCAUUUGCAACGGUGAGUACCGCAAGGUGGGUGACCACAACGACAAGCCAAUGUACAAAAAAAUCGGCGGCAACGCCAUAAUUUACUUCGACGAAUCGUGGAAGAUCAAUGCCUGCAUCGACACUGGUGGUUGGUACUACAUUGCACCAGAUGCCGCAUCUUCUACGCCCCCUGAAGGCCAGUGGACGACAGAUCCGUCCAUGAAGGAUGCGCACCCACCACCCGUUAUCUCGACUCGCAAGGCGGCCUCCAAGAGUGGCAGCUUCCUGGACCUCCUGAGGCAUCGCUUAGGAUGGGAAGGGAUGGGAAAUGUGGAGACAGACAAGCCCUGUGCAUCCGAUGCACCUGAGCCGAAUGCCACGGCUGAAGCCUCGACAGCCACUUCCGCUGCCCUGGAAACUCAGGAUGGCGGCAGCGUGCAUGGAGGGCGCCGCCUGGGAGAUGAGCGAGACACCACAGAGGCCAGCGAAAAGGAAGCAUCGAGUUUCAGUGACGCUGCCUGCGCUCAUGCGGAGCUCAAGCGGAAACUCCCGAGGCAAAAGUCCAAGCGCCAGACCGCCUGGCGCUUGAAAACAAAGGAGGAGUACGAGCGCGACGAGCACAAGAAGGAGCCCGUUCCGAAGAAGUACUUCAACUUCUGCUCGCUUGAGGAGAUGGUGAACAUGGUGCCCUUCCGCAGCAACCUCGGCCGCCGCAGCCUGAAGGAGGAGCAGGAUCGGCGCCUGUCCUUCCUCCAGUUCCUUACAGGUCUUCUGCAGCUCAACCCGGACUAUCGCUGGACGCCCAUGCAGGCGUCGGAGCACCCGUUCAUCAUGGGCUACCACUACGACCCAGACUGGCGACCAGCUCUAGAUCGCCCUGUGCCAUCUUUCAAGCAGGCUGUGCCACCUAGUCGGUUGGCAGAGCCAGCGUCUGGGGUGGUUCCCCUUCUGCCCUCUGCAAAGCUGAGACCUGCUCCCGGGAGCGGGGAGGUAGCUGAGGGGACCGGGGGCGGCUCUGCACGUACCUGUGACGAGAAGAAGAUGGGCCCAGGCCUCGAGGAGGAGCAUCCUCAGAGUGCUCCUGCGAGCACGCGGGACAGCAUGGGCCAGAGCAAGAGCGCCGAGCUGGCAGGAGCAGGCUCAGACGCGAAGGUUCCGAAGGCUGCGCUGCGUGGACUCUGGGGUCACCUCUGCAUGGGCAUACCUUUGCCUGAUGACAAUCCAGCAGAGAGCUAUCGCCCGCCAAUCGACAAGAUGUCGGAGCGCUUCUUCAGCUCCUUCAUGGAGAUGGCGGAAGAACGGAAGCGGCGCAGCUCCACUGAGACCAGCGAGGCUGCUGACUUUGGUGGGGCAAGCCCGCCCAAGGCGAGUGCCGGAGCGUCCUUCUGCUCCUCGGCUUCGUCCACAGGGUCAACCCCCACCGGCCGGCACGCAAUGCAGCGGACGGUGGCAUCACCCUUGCUGAAGAACCUGCCAAGCGACCUUCGGCUUUCUGGCGGGCGGCCGAAUCUCGGAGGAACUGCUCCAACGACUUCACCUCACGGCUCCUUGGCCUCGACAGCCGCUGGGCCCAGCCUUGGCUCCGGCCGUCCUGCCUCCGGGCCGCUGCGAGGUGGCAGCGGUGCAAGCGGGCUUGGCCCCGGGCGUGCGAGCCGCGGCGGCAGCCGGGGAUCCUCGCCCUGGCACCUGCCCUCCCCCAUGUCGGAGCUGUCCACGGCCUCCGAGCGCCUCAACUCCUCGCAGCCCUCCGGGAGCGACUCCUGCGGUGAGCCCGGGUCAGAUGGAGCCUCUGCUUUCGAGGAUCAGCGCCACUCAGAAUCGGAGGGCUCACCCUUCCCCGGUCCGUACGGUGGAGGAUCUCAAGUGGAGGCAAAGGACAUCAGCGCGACGAUGUGGGAAACCGUCAAGCACGAGAUGAGUCGGGUGGAGUUGGGAAGAGAUCGCCUGCCACGGCGACUUGACAUUCAGAGCCCUGGAACGACAGGUACGCUUCCUUUUCGCGAAGCGAUUGGCAUGAACGACAAUGGCCCGGUCAUCCCGCGACGGGACCCGCACACCAUGAGGACACCAUCCUCCUCGUCGCAGACCAACCCCAACGAAGAGCCCGGCGGGCCUGCUGCCGGCUCUCAGGGGUCGAACUCAGGUUCGAACCCGGGCCUCAGCGUCCUCAAUGCGAUGUCGCGAUCCGUAGAUGGGCAUUUGGGACUUGGUGGCUUCACUACUGGAGCCACCAGUUCAACACGACGGAAGGGCAAGCGCCCAUGA
Molecule: messenger RNA, 3495 nt
Organism: Symbiodinium natans
Lineage: Eukaryota; Dinophyceae; Suessiales; Symbiodiniaceae
Source: the annotation of a GenBank genome assembly